GAGGAGAUCACUAGGCAUGGAGAGUGAGAGGAAAGAGGAGGAGGGAUGGGUGGGGGAGGGACAGGUCAGUCCGUUGGACACAGCUCUCAGCACGUUUGGUGAGCUGGACUGUGGUGAGAGUGUGGAUGCUGUCGUGUCUCAUUUCCCCAACUAUGGGCCGGUGGAGGGACUGAGCACUGACGCAGGGGGCAGAGAGAGACUGCUAGAUGAUGGGGACAUUGUAGAGGGGAUGGGCGGGCAAGAGUUGAAUCAUGAUAACUUUGAGGAGGUGGCCGGGCUAGGAGUGAAUCAAGGUGACCUUAAGGAGGUGGGUGGGGUAGAGGUGAACCAAGAUGACCUUGAAGAGGUGGGCGGGAUGAUUGUGACCGGCGAUGUGGCGGUGAACGGCAUAUCUGAGGUGCUUGCUAAAUGUCGUCCUGACCUGACGGAUGAGGGUGGUGGUAGGUUUGUGGGGAAGAAGGCUGACCGCUCUGACCCGGUGGGUUCUGGGAGGAGGCGGGGACACAAAGAUUCCAACUCCUGUCCUCAACACAGGGUCGGUGCAGGUGGAAAGAGGGUGCUGAACUCAUCUGCGAAAGGUUCGGGGGACGAAAGCAGUGAAGACAUUGAUAGUGGUAGUUGUGGAAGUUCUACUGUGACGUCAUCAAGAUCUGCGGAGACGCGGGUAACGACUAGGACCCAGUUGAGGGUCAGCAGAAGUGUCGCGUUGACGAGAGGGAAACGGACUGGGGAGGUGGAAGACAAUGUGGGGGUCCAGACUGGUCCGGGGAUUGUGUCCAAAGGUUGUAAGAAACCUGAUGUGAGGAGGGGGAGGAGAGGGGAGGCUGCUAGGAGGGGGAAGAUUGGGGAGGUUGUGAAGGAAGGGGAGAAGGUUACGAGGAGGGGGACGAGAGGGGAGGUUGUGAAGAAAGAGAAUGAAAGGUUGCCGAUCAAGAGGGAGAGGGGAGGGAGGGGUAAGGGUGCGGUCAAGCUUGACAGGAUCGGAAAUAACAGGGCUCUCUCAGAGACUGUUGAGGAGUUGUCUGUGGUGAAAAUUGAGGGAGAAGAAAGUGAUGAUGGUGCAGAUGAGAAUUGGGAGCUAGAGGGGAAUGGAAGGGAGGAGACGGGGGAUAUUCCAGAUGCAAAGCCCCGCGGUGUGAAGCGAGCCAGGAAACUUGUUGAGGCUAAGUGUGUGCGCUGUGAACACUGCGGUGAGGAGUUUCCCAGUCAGAAAGCUUACUUUGACCACCGUAAGGCAGAGGAGUCUUGGCAGACGUGUACCGUGUGUGGGAAAGUAGAGCCCUUCAUGGCGCAUUUGAUUGUACACAUGCAGAAACACAACCCCGUGAAAGUGGAUCAUCUGUCCGACGAUGGGGAGGAGGAGAAGGAGAAAACGAGUAAUGUUGGGGGAGGGGGGAUGCUUGCACAUACUGGACCAUCAGGGGAUUCCUGUGUUCCCACGGAACGGGUGGAUGAAGCGAGUGAAGGUGUAGGGGGUGUCAUGGAAACCCAGAACUCUGUAGCAACGAGAAAGAUGGUUGGUUUACCGCAGUCAGAAAGUGCUGACCAUAAAACUACUAUUUCUGUGAAAGGAGAGAGGGACGGAAAGAAUGAUGGUGGACACAAGAAAGCGGAGAAGAGAAAGGGGAAGGAAAGUAAGAAAAAGAAAAAAGAGCGAAUGAAGUGUGAGAUGUGUGGUGAGGUGGUGUCCUCCAUGGACAGUCUCAAGAUCCACACCAUGCUGCACACUGGCGAGCUGGCCUACCGCUGCUGUGUGUGUCCGGAGAAAUUCCCAUGUCUCUCGGCGCGGCAGCACCACAUGAACUCGCACCUGACGGCUUUACGCUUUCGCUGCACGUCUUGCGACCUCCGCUUCUUGACGCGGGCGGACCUAGCCAAGCACCAGCUGAGCCACCAGAUCCAGUGUGGGGUCUGCGGCGAGGUUUUCCCUAACCGGACCAGUCGCAACUGCCACUACCGCACCGCGCACCCGGACCGCAUCCUGCGCUGCGAUCAGUGCACCGCUCAGUUUGGCUCGGCGGAGGAGCUGAAGCGCCACCUGGCGUACCACCGCAAGGACAAGCGGGAGCAGUGCCCCACAUGCGGGCUGGUGGUCUGUAAGCUGAAGGAGCACAUGCUGGUGCACGCCGCUGCCAAGGGGGAACAGCAGGAGCGUCUGUUUGCCUGCGACCAGUGUCCCCAGCGCUACCUGCGGCGCACCAAUCUGGACAGACACAUGCUCACGCACUCUGGGGAGAGGCCCUACGCCUGCGACCGCUGCCCCAAGCGUUUCCGCAGCAACGGGAUGCUGCGCCGCCACCUGCUGACCCACACGCGGGAGAAGCCCUUCCAGUGCGAGGUGUGCGGCAAGCGCUGUGCAAUUCGCUCCAACCUCUCCAUCCACAUGCGCGUGCACGCCAGCCACAGGAGGUACGCGUGUCCUCACUGCUCCCACACUUUCAACCACAAGAACUCUCUACAGGGCCACAUCAAGGCCAAGCACUCUCAGCCCGAGGAGGAGGAGGAUGGAGAGGAGGGACGUGUGGUGGCUAUGUCCGAUUCUUUCUCCUCAUCCCAUGCAAAUUCGCACGUCCUCAUGGCGGAUUCCCUCACCUCCUCUGGCUUGGUUCUCACCCAGGAUCACCCGCCAGCCUCCCAUCACCAGGCUGGCGGCCCUCCACUCCCCCCACCGCAACCUCCAGCCUCCCACCAUUCAGGCCACAACCCGCCCCUCCCUCCACAACAACAGCAACAUCCGGUCUACUCCACUCUACAGCCCACCCCUCCCCUACACCUGUCCUCCUCCAUGACCUUUGCCCCCGAGCUGCGCAAAGCCUUGGACACCCCCCUGACCUCAACGUAUGCCCUCAGUCUGUCCUCGCGGCUGGCCCAGGAUGUCAUGACGCCGGACCAGCGCCAGUCUGACAUCGGUCUUGCGAUGCCCUCCUCUUUCCAGAGUCUGACGUCGCUGCAGUUGUCGGACAAAGUGGAAAUGCCGGGUGUGUCUGGGGGCUAUGUGGCUGGGCUGAUGGACAAGCCGGGCGGUGGGGCUGGGCGGGGUGGUGACCCCAGUGACAUGUCGGGCGGUGUCCAGAUAAGUCUAGCACCAGGCCAAGCCAGCCUAGCGCAGGGCCUAACACCAGAUCAGGUCAGUCUAUCAUCCAGUCUAGCGCCAGGCCAGGUUGGCCUGCAGUCCAGUCUCAUGCCAGGCCAGGUCAGUCUAGCGUCAGGUCUAACGCCAGGCAUGCUCAUCGACACCGACAAAAUCUUCCUCACCAAAUUUGACAUGAACCAACACAGCAUGGACCCUGGCUACUGAGGCCGAGCCUAACCCUCACCUUUAGCCUAACCAUAAACCUCACUAAGUAUAACACUGUACGUGAACCUACCUCCUUUUCCAUGGUGCAGGUGAGUCCGCUCAAACUGAACGUGAUCAAUCUGAAACAGCGAUUAACCGAAAGAAAAUAAAAUACCUGAUUUUAGUUAGAUAUAAAAAAAAGGGCAGCGUCUGUAAACUGAAGAAUAAUCGGUCGAUCCCGCACAGAUUUUGAUUUAAGCGGAUUCCUCUGUGUUCACAAUUGUCAUACUGUUGA
Aplysia californica (California sea hare) is the source of this 3572-nucleotide messenger RNA. RefSeq names its product zinc finger protein 628-like. Gene Ontology annotation, biological process: regulation of transcription by RNA polymerase II. The record is from RefSeq and is a predicted model, not a curated record. The transcript is spliced from 2 exons. NCBI's taxonomy places the organism in Eukaryota, Metazoa, Mollusca, Gastropoda, Aplysiida, Aplysiidae. Gene Ontology annotation, molecular function: RNA polymerase II transcription regulatory region sequence-specific DNA binding; DNA-binding transcription factor activity, RNA polymerase II-specific. The coding region runs from base 17 to 3298 and encodes 1093 amino acids. Gene Ontology annotation, cellular component: nucleus.